AUGCUACAAUACCACCACCAGGCCCCGGAUGAGUCGCCUGUCAAGAAGAAUAAUCCUAAUCGCAUCUCCCAAGCAACUAUGAACAGUGUUGGUUCUUCUUCGAGCAAUGGAGCUCUCAAACCACCGAGGACGGCAGGACCCCGUGCUGUCUCGCAAAACUCAUUGGGCGCUGAUCUUAGGGCAAGCACAUAUUCGCCUCUAUCUGCGGAUGACAGCCUGUCUGUAAGCGGCUCGCCUAGAGUAUAUGCUCGGAAUCAUGCUGGUAACCGACGUUCGCCUGACACCAGACCUAUGUCAUAUAUCGACUUGCUGAACGAAGUGCCCUAUUCGCAGCAAGUAGCGCCAGCUCCAACUAUGAACAACACCAGUCUUCAAUCCGCCAUUGGAAACAACGCUUCAUUGCUUGACAACAAGAAAACCCUCGACAUGUACCGUGCAAACGUCAAGAAGACUAACGAUCCCAGCAUUCAGUAUGAAUUUGCCAUCUUCAUGAUCAAUGCAGCCAGAGAUAAUGCUGAGGACAUGGAAUCGGCUGCAGAGUUGAUCAAGGAAGCCCGCGGAAUCCUCCAACGUCUCUCAGAUCGCGCCUAUCCUUUUGCGCAAUAUUAUCUUGCCGACGGUUAUUUCUCUGGGCUGUUCAACAAGGACAAGCCAGAUUAUGACAAGGCUCUGCCACUUUUUGUCGCGGCGAGUAAGCAUGGCCAUGCAGAAUCAGGAUAUCGUGCCGCAUUGUGCUACGAAUUUGGAUGGGGCUGCGCUAGAAACUACCCCAAGGCUGUGCAGUUCUUCCGUGCUGCUGCGUCAAAAGGUCAUCCAGGAGCAGCAAUAAGACUCGGCAAGGCUUGUCUCACUGGCGAUAUGGGGCUCGUAAACAGAUAUCGGGAGGGUGUCAAAUGGCUUAAACGUGCUACGGACUCUGCCGACUAUCAAUACAACAGCGGUCCCUACGAGCUUGGACUUUUGCACAUUACAGGUUUCGGCGAGGAUAUUUUCAAGGAUGAAGCAUACGCCGCCCAGCUGAUGACCAAAUCAGCAGAGUUGGGUCAUCCAGAAGCAAACUACCGUAUGGGACAAGCGUACGAGAACGGGACGUUCGGAUGUCCCAAGGAUGCUGCGUUGAGCGUUCACUUCUACAAUGGCGCAGCUUCAAAGGGAUUGCCUGAAGCUAUGAUGGCGUUAUGUGCCUGGUAUAUGGUUGGAGCCGAGCCCGUACUCGAAAAGGAUGAGGUUGAGGCUUACGAAUGGGCAAAGCAAGCUGCCGAAUUGGGACUUGCAAAGGCCGAGUAUGCCGUGGGUUACUUCACAGAGAUGGGUAUUGGUUGUCGUCGUGACCCCUUGGAAGCCAACGUGUGGUACGUUAGAGCUGCCGACAAGGGCAACGAGACUGCCAAACAACGACUUGAUAUUAUCCGAGCGGCAGCUUCUGGUGAUUCAGGGAUACCCAUGGCUAAGGGCAAGGCCAAAACGAAAGAACUCGGCGGGAGCAAAGAAAAGGAGUGUCUUGUCAUGUAA
Molecule: messenger RNA, 1512 nt
Organism: Aureobasidium melanogenum CBS 110374
Lineage: Eukaryota; Fungi; Ascomycota; Dothideomycetes; Dothideales; Saccotheciaceae
Product: HCP-like protein
Exons: 2
Coding region: 1-1512 (503 amino acids)
Molecular function (GO): protein binding
Source: RefSeq, a predicted model, not a curated record